Molecule: messenger RNA, 6126 nt
Organism: Metopolophium dirhodum (rose-grain aphid)
Lineage: Eukaryota; Metazoa; Arthropoda; Insecta; Hemiptera; Aphididae
Product: metalloendopeptidase OMA1, mitochondrial-like
Exons: 3
Coding region: 4572-5543 (323 amino acids)
Biological process (GO): protein quality control for misfolded or incompletely synthesized proteins; mitochondrial protein processing
Cellular component (GO): mitochondrial inner membrane
Molecular function (GO): metalloendopeptidase activity
Source: RefSeq, a predicted model, not a curated record
UAGCACCUACUAAAUCGCUUAUAUAGGUAGUUAAGUAAUUAUAGUUAGGUGUACCCAUGUUUAAGACAAAUUUGAACACGUCCUAUCGAUUGUUGAUAAGUAUUUAAUAAUUUUAGCUAACCAACUAAAAGUUUUUAAUUUGGUAAUGAACAAUUUAUUUAAUUAUAAUACACCUAGGUUGUACUAUUUUUGUUUUUAAAGGUAUGUAUUCUAUAGGUACUGUUUACAAUAUUUUCCAGUUUUCCAUACUAAGUCUGACUAAAUAGAUAGCUAAAAUGAUAGUUUGUUUAGUGUGUAUAAUAUGGUAUACGGUAGGGAUUAACAUGCGUCAAACAGUGUUAAAACUAUAAACUAAAAACUUUAGAUUGAUCAAGCAAAAUAUAAGUUUACUAUGUCAGUAUAUUAUAUAUAACUUAUACAGUUUAUUAUUAUUUUGACGAAAUUUGAGAAGGUAAUGAUUAAAAACAAAAACAAAUAUACAGCCCUGAAGCGAUAUUGGGGCGGUUAAAUAUAAACAGAAAUAAAAAACACUGAGAAUACAUGCGUAUUAUAAACGUUUUAAGCUUAAUCCACCUAGUUUAUGGCAUAGAUGAUAAAAAAACCUUUUACGGUAACAUGAUCUUCUGAGACGUUAUUGUUUUGGGCAGAACCCGUAUAUUAUAACAGCUAUUCCAAAAUAUAUAAAUACCUAUAUAAAAAUAUACGGUCCGAGGAUUCACUACAAAAUAAUAAUAGGUAUAAUGUGACUAGCUUAGCUAUUUUUUUCCCUACAGUUACGGUAGUAUUUGUUAUUAUAGUCCAUGUAUAUCGAAAAUCAGAACUUUUCAGGUAGGUACCUAUUUUUACGACGUUGAGACCCAAAAAUACUAUCCAAAAUCCAUCUUUGAUUCCAUACACCUUUGUCUUACAUAAAUUAUGAAUAUUAUAUUUCAAGUAGACCAAAUGAGCCGUCCAGCCGUAUUAUAUUGAAAUUUUUUUUCCAAUUGUUUUUCUUUAUAGGUAUAAUAAUAUAUUGAUGUUCAACAAGUUGCAUGAAAAAAUACUUGUUUUUAUUUGGAAAUAGGUACAUUGUUUUAAAUAUUUAAUUCAUAUUCGUUAAAUACGCUAAAAUAAUAAUGAAAAGAAGUAAAUAAUAAUCAUGGUAUAACUAAUAUUCUUGACGGUUCUGUCACUGGACAGCCUCCUCCCCAUAAAUAUAUUAUCGUGUAAAUAUUCUCCAUCGUAUUUAUUCUAUUUGAUUAUUGUACAUAAUAUUUUGAUAGAGAUUGAAAAUUUUUUUUUUUUUAAAAAAAUCCAAUAUUAUAGUACAAAACUUUUAAACUCCGUUCUGAAUCGUUUUUUGUAUGAUUUGCAUUUACAAUAGUUGACAUUUUUUUACCUUGUUAAAUCCAUUGAAAAAUAUCUUCAUGUUGCUGAACGAUUUUAGACCAUUUUGUAGCACGAUUUUUUAGACAACUCAUGGUUAUAUAAAAAAAAAAAACCAACUCGAAUGGAUAAAUCAUGUGCAGAAGAGAAACAGAUUCGUAUAUGCAACGACUUUGGGGACAACGUAAGUUUGAAGAAAAAUAAAUAGAUAGAAAAAUAAAUAAAUAAAUAAGCAUAAUUUAAUAAUAAUAUCAGGUUAGUUGUCACUGCAAGUGGUACAGUGAUCGAUCAAAACGUUUUGUCUAAAACAAGAUUAUGGCCAGUUUCACCCUUGUAUUUUGGAUUUCUAGUCAGUUGUUUCAUCCAGGAACAUGCUAAAAGUAUUUUCGGUCCCAUUUGGCUAUCAAAGUUAUAAUUCUUGAAAAAUAAAUAUCAUAAUAUAAUAUUAUUCUUUAAUUAAACAUUAAAUUUGUUGUCUGAGAAAUUAAAAGUAUAAAAUGGUAAACACUAAACGAGCCCAAUUACAAAUUCUAACAUUUGGUUCAACAAGUAACAGCCCUACACAUUCAUAGAUUACAGACUACUUGAAAAAAAAAUACAUAAAUCAAAAUUUAGUUUACUUAGCCGGAAAGAAAUGUAUAUUAUAUCAUUUGGCGUAUAUAGGUAGGAGAUCUGACAUGAACUAGACAAAUUAAUGUGUUUUAAGUUCCAGCCAUGUGAGCUAAAUUUUGAUUAAUGUUCCGUACAUACCUACAUUUUUUUGUACUUACCCUGUGAAUACUGGAUGAGUACUUGCUUGAAAAUUAAGUUUCAAUCAGAUUUUAUAGUUUAAUGCCACAUACAUAAUACACCAGUCAUUAUUAGAUACUGAUAAUACAUAACUGGUACAUUAUUUACAUAAAAAAGCAUGCUAUUUCUACCUGAUAUCGAUUCAUAUGUUAUAUAUAUGUGUUAGAAAGUGCACUGUUUAUAUUAAAUUAAAAAAAGUUUCGAUCUCCAUUUAUGAGGGAUAAUGGUAGUUUCUGGUAUUGCGAAUUGGAUCUAGUAUUUAUUCUUCAAUAAAAACUCUUCCUCAUAGUUUUCAAAAUAAAAAAUCCUCGAAUAAAAAACAAACAGUAAAUAUUUUAGUCUCAUCAGUUUUUGAUAAAUGCAAUUUUGUUUUUUAGUUAUUAUUCAAAAAUAAAUAACCCUGAGAUACGGUUUUACUAUUUACCGCCUCAAUGCGGCAGAUAGUGGAACAGCGUGGUAUCAUCACUCCGCAUAGUACAGUUAAUUUUAAUUUUAACAAUCAAGAUAUAAAAAUGUAGUACAUGAUUCCACAUAAAUUCUUAUUGCUUGAAUUAAAAACAGUCCAACAUGGGUCUAGGCCAAAAUAGCGAAACAAUUAACCGCGAAUGUAAAAAUGGCGAAUCGAUAAUAGCGUAAAUAAAAACAGCGAAUUUUGAAAUAAGCGAUAAUGCUUAAUAACGAAACUUAAAAUUAUAUAUCAUUUUAAAUAUCUCGCAGGGAAAUAAUUUUAGGACAAAACCCUAUGCAGGUAGGUCACAAUAAUAUCGUUAUACCUACUGAUAUCGUCAAUAUGCUAUCUUAAUUAUUAUUUAACUUAUACAUAUACUAAUGAGAAUAAGAACUUCAUAAAAGGUAUAGCAUAUAAUUUGUCACUGAAUGUCUAAAUAUAAUUAUAUUUAAAUUGAAUAUAAUUAUUUUAUUUAAAAUUAUUAUUAUUGCUACUAUAAAUACUUAUUAUUAGAACUUAACGAUAUUAUAAUUAUAAUGAAUGUAUUCAAAAAAUAUAUAAGAGACAAAUAAACACUAAAUAUAAUGAUUUUUCAUUUAUAUUCCAUGAUCACUCCAUAUUUUAUUGUAUGCUUUACUUUUUUAAAUUUAUUAAUCUCAUUUAUAAGCUAUUUUUAUCCAUUUUUUAUUGUAACAAAUAUGUUUGAUUUUUACACUGUGUCAUAUAAGCAACCCGACAGACAGAUGUUUCUCUUUUCACUAUUAUGUAUUUUCGCUCUUUUUUACAAUUCGCUAUUUUUAUUUACGCUAUUAUUAAUUCGCGAUUUUUUCAUUCGCGGUAAUUGUUUCGCUAUUUUGGCCGGAUACCGUCCAACAUACCUAUAACAACAUUUAUUUUUUACGAGCGUUUGAUGACAUUGAAUAUUCCAACGUAAAAUAACGAUUUUUGUUAUUUUGUCAUAAGUCAAAAGGUUUCAAUCAAAAAAAAUGGAAACAUUCAUUCCCCAUUACUUAACUUGAAAUUUGAAAUUUUAUAAAUUAUUUACAUUUUAUAUUUUUAUAAAUGUUGAUUAAAAUGUAUUCUCGGUCAAAAAGGUUGAUAAUAUAUUAUAAGUAUAAUAUAAUAGGUUUCACAUAAAAUGUACUUUUAACAACUAUUAUUAUUCAAACGAAAGAAAUGUGUGCUACAACUUUUAUCCCCAAAAAAUACGAAAAAUAAACGUUUCCUACGUUACAAAGAGAGCCGUUUAAUUUUGUUUGUUGCAGUUGAGUGUUACAUUUGCCAUCUAGGUAAAUUCUAUCAAUUAAUUAAAAUUAUUAUCGGCAUAUUCAAUUUCUAUAAUGUUUCAUCAUUUAUUUCUAGGAAUCUUCCACCCUUGUCAAUUUCAGCUUUAAGGUUCUCGAAUAAAAUCAUUGUUUAGUCGGAUAUAUAGUGUGGCGCUUAAGACAUCGAAUCUUGGGGUAAAACUGUGAAAGUAAUCCAAACGACCGAACUUCAGUUGAAAAAUUAUGAUAGGUAAUCUACGAUAUGUCGAUAUAAUAUGGUGCGUGACUAUAAUAUUAUGUUAAAUAUACUUAUAAAAUAUGGAAACAUUCGAAGCCGUUACUAAAUGUAAACGAUUCGUGUUACCAAGAGUUUUAAAUAUUAUAUUAUAGGUACAGUGCUAACCUAGGUACAUAAUAUUUAUUAUAUUGGUAUUUCUAUUUACUAUUGUAAGUUAAUUUUGUCAUUUUAUACCACACUGUAUAGUAUUGAUUUGAGACUCAAGUGACCCCAAAACACGUAAUGUGUAUAACAAUUCGAAUUAGGGUCGGAGAAACGACCCACCCCUUCAUCCUUUAACGCUUCAAAAAUAAAAAUAUAUUUCAUGACAUUUUUUUAAAGCCUGCGUGUUUCAACUACAGAUAAACUGCAAUAAUAAUAAUCGGCGCGUUAUACUUUGGCGAUUACUAUAUACAGUUUGACGGACAUGUGCAAAUCAUGCUCGUCGUUGGACUACAUGGCUACAGCGGCCGUCAUGCAGUUGGCGGCCAUUUUUGGUAUGGUCGUUGGCAUGACGGCCCGGUUCUGGUGGACGCAGCAGACGGCCGAGACCAGACAACUGUACUCGGCCGUGGUCUGGGAGAACCGCCUGUACGUCGGGCUGGCGGUGGCUUGCUGUCUGGGCAUAUUUGGGGCGUUCCUGUGGCACCACACGGAACUGGAGCCGUGGACAGGCAGUCGGCGGUUGUUCCUGUUCAAUGGCCAGAUGCUGAUGAGACAGGCAGAGCGUGAGGCACAGGAAUUGCUGGAGUUGACGCGCUCGAGCCAGCUGGACACCGCGCACCCCGUUUACAUGCGCGUGGCCGACGUGACAUCCCGGCUGUUGGCCGCCAACUCCGGGGUGGACGCGAUCCGUGACCGCCAGUGGACCGUGGUGGUGGUGGACGGCCCGACCGUCAACGCCAUCGUCGAGCCCAAUGGGUUGGUGCUGGUGUACGUCGGGCUGACGUCCAUGGCCAACGACGAUCAGCUGGCGAUACUCAUCGGCCAUGAGUUGGCGCACUGCUUGCUCAGGCACGCCAACCAGCUCAGCAGCAUCAGGUUCGUGAUCGCCGCACUGUGCCUGGUUCCCGUGAUCCCGGUAAUCUGGGCCCUGCUGCCGUUCGGUUGGAACAUAUUGGCACACCUGUAUUGGUUAGCCUUCUUAAUGUUGUGCGUAGUAUUGCCGUGCGUCCGGUCAUGCGAGAUUGAGGCCGAUCGGGUCGGAAUGGAGCUGGCCGCCAAAGCGUGCGUGGACGUCAAGCAGGGCUACCGGUUCUGGGACGCCAUGGCUGUGAUAGACAGCCGACCUAAACUGUUAUGGCUGCUGUCCAUGCACCCGACCAACGAAAGUCGGUCCCGACACUUGUUCAGCUUGAUACCCGUGGCCAUGGAGAUCCAGAGACAGGCUGGCUGUUAGGGCCCAACGGACUUUCCCACCCCCUACGACCAAAAUGUUCCGGAGCGCCUACUCAACGGUAGAGGUUGGGAAGUAUACGAAAGAAUACAGCGAGAUGACAAACCCACAGAUCGACGACACACGGGUAUCCGGUUGUACCAAUAUAUAUACGUAUAUGCAUGAGCGAGAAUACUGCAGACUUUCGUAACAACGACCCAGCUCUUUCCCACCAGCACCAAUGCUACUACAACUAUUAUCACCGGUUGGUGAUAACUUCAAAGACGCCUCUGCUGCUUCGACAGGCAGAACGAAAACUUUGACGAUAGGAAUUUAACAAAAGUGUUCCGUCACAAUAAGAGUUAUUACGGUUGUUGUCGGUCGCAAAACCACGCCAAAGAAGAUUCGUUUUCUAAAUAAACUACGUUUCACUGUAAUCAAUAUAAUAUAUAACCUAUAUAUUUUGUUUUAUAUUUUUAUUAUUAUGUAUUUCAUAUUUUUGAUUUUGAUACCAAACGUUACACGCAGCUGAUAUUCGUGUGAAUUUAUAUUUUUAAUACUGUUAUUGUGGAAUAUAAUUACAAAAAUGCAUAAUAUUAAAAUGUCA